Olea europaea var. sylvestris is the source of this 1339-nucleotide messenger RNA. RefSeq lists its product as uncharacterized. The transcript is spliced from 10 exons. The record is from RefSeq and is a predicted model, not a curated record. The coding region runs from base 16 to 936 and encodes 306 amino acids. Lineage: Eukaryota; Viridiplantae; Streptophyta; Magnoliopsida; Lamiales; Oleaceae.
CCGAAAUACCGUAAUAUGGAGUAUAUAAAUGGACAGAGGAGUCGGAGAAAAAUCACUGUGCUAUUUAAAAGAAAAGGGCAGAGAAAGAAUAGAGGGGACAUGGGGAAGAAAAUACGAGUCUUUUCAUACAGUGUUUUUCUUCUUCUGAUCACACUUGAAUCAUCCUUUGCUUCAUCUCUUUCGCAGUCAAACUCAAAUCAGCAGGGUAUUGAGCAUUCUAUUUCAAGAAAUCUUAAAGAAGAUCAAUCUCAAGUUCCUGAAGUUCAUUGUUCCAGAGAGAGGAGUCGGGCUGCAUGGAAAGUUAUAGAGGAGUAUCUUAUGCCAUUUUUGGAACGAGAGAAAUAUCAGCUCUCGAGCAAAUGCCGACUUCAUCCAAGCAAUGAUAUCUUUAGAGAUCAAGAGGAAAAUAAGAUUCAUGUGGAUAUAAAUGAGUGGCGCUGUGGGUACUGUAAGAAAAUCUUCCGAGCAGAAAAAUAUUUGGAUCAGCAUUUUGACAACAGACACCUAAAUCUUCUGAAUAUUAGUGGCAGCAAGUGCUUAGCUGAUGUAUGCGGAGCUUUGCAUUGUGACCUCGUAAUGGAUACUCAAUCUCGUAAAACCAAGUGCAAUCCUGCUGCUGCUGCUAAAAACCAUCACUUAUGUGAGGAUCUUGCCGACAGCUGUUUUCCCGUUAAUCAGGGCCCCCCAGCAACUCGUCUUCAUGAGUUAUUUUUGCGCCAGUUCUGUGAUGCACACACUUGUUCUGGAGGAAGAAAACCCUUCUCUAGGGGAGGCAGGAAGCAUACAAGCAUCUUCUACCUGGCAAUUUCAAUACUGAUUUUGAUGUUCCUCCCAAUAUUUUACCUGAUUGUUUAUUUGUACCAAAGAGAAAUGAGAACGGGAGGGCAACAACUCAAGCGCAUCUCAAAACCUGGAAGAAAACCAAAGCCUUCUUGAUGGAAAAACUCUUAGGCAUAACAUACUGGAGCAGAUGGGGAAUGAACAUAAAUUCAAGUUCUGAGGUACUAACAAGUGUAUAUCCUUCAAUAGUGUUGCCUGUUGAAGUGAAUUUUCAACAUCGGCUCACAAUAGCUCGCAGGAAAAUCAGCUGCAUUUUUUGGAUUUUGUUGGUUUUAAGAUUUUCUUCCCCGAAUAUGAACAUUUCUCUUUAACGUUAAAAAAACAUAGAAGAUGCUUGAAAAGAUAUUUUGAUAAAUGGAUCAUAAUUCUGUUCAUAAAGUAUCUUCCGACUCGGGAUUCAGGUGCCUCUUGAAAUUUUUAAAUAUUGUACAUUUCAAAAUGGUGUCUAUUAAGUUUGAACAGAUGUUCAUCUGUCUUCAUUAGUUUCAAUUUUCUUGGC